Messenger RNA from Saxophila tyrrhenica, 657 nucleotides. RefSeq lists its product as uncharacterized. NCBI's taxonomy places the organism in Eukaryota, Fungi, Ascomycota, Dothideomycetes, Mycosphaerellales, Extremaceae. The transcript is spliced from 2 exons. Bases 1 to 657 code for a protein of 218 amino acids. The record is from RefSeq and is a predicted model, not a curated record.
AUGACACCAUCGGAAGAACUUGCGGCGUCCCGUGUUCGCGUCGGUCGGCUGCUGGCAGCUGACGGCGAUCACGGGUACGGAGUGAAGGCUUGGUGGGUCGGCACCUUCCUCGACGACGAAGAGAUGUUCACGCCAUUCGAGAACAUGUUUGACAUACCAACACCACCACCAUCAUCGCCCUCUCCGGCCGUCGCCGCCCCCGCCUCCACCACACCAACACCACCACCACCACCACCACCAUCACCAACCCAUCCCUCUUCGCCCUCCUCCUCCGCACCAACAAUCACGCCUUCGCUGGCCCAGCUGGCAGCCCACAUCAAUCAGCUGCCAAAGCUCAAGGGCGGCCUCCCGUCGCGCAACAAGCUGCGCAAAGAUGACGUUCUCCGCGGUGAGGUCAACCGCAAGACGGGUUAUCUGCGGCUGCAGCAGCGCGGCGGGAGGUUGCGAGGCAGGAGAGGCGACCGGCGGUUGUUCGACGAGAAGAUGUGGGCCCGGCUGUGCGACAGUCAGAAGCAAGAAGAAGAAGAGGGUGAAGCUGAAGUUGAAGCUGAAGAAGUAGUAGAAGGAGAAGAAGAAGAAGUGGCCGUGACUGACGAAGACAGCGCCCUGGGAAGGCGGCUGCAGAGAGAAGAGAGGGGUCUCCGUUCUCGACGGUAG